Molecule: messenger RNA, 1537 nt
Organism: Nomascus leucogenys (northern white-cheeked gibbon)
Lineage: Eukaryota; Metazoa; Chordata; Mammalia; Primates; Hylobatidae
Gene: NR2F6
Product: nuclear receptor subfamily 2 group F member 6
Exons: 4
Coding region: 1-1068 (355 amino acids)
Biological process (GO): cell differentiation; negative regulation of transcription by RNA polymerase II; anatomical structure development
Molecular function (GO): nuclear receptor activity; zinc ion binding; RNA polymerase II cis-regulatory region sequence-specific DNA binding
Source: RefSeq, a predicted model, not a curated record
AUGACCCUGCUCAGCCUGACAAGGGCCCCUACUAGUAUUUCUGAGGGGCAGCCUCCAAAGGUGGCUCAUAGGCUGGUUCGGGGAGGAGGAUAUGGGGGUCUCAGGGAGCCCUGGCUUCUGUGUGCCCCCAGGUCCAACCGUGACUGCCAGAUCGACCAGCACCACCGGAACCAGUGCCAGUACUGCCGUCUCAAGAAGUGCUUCCGGGUGGGCAUGAGGAAGGAGGCUGUGCAGCGCGGCCGCAUCCCGCACUCGCUGCCUGGCGCCGUGGCCGCCUCCUCGGGCAGCCCCCCGGGCUCGGCGCUGGCGGCAGUGGCGAGCGGCGGAGACCUCUUCCCGGGGCAGCCGGUGUCCGAACUGAUCGCGCAGCUGCUGCGCGCUGAGCCCUACCCUGCGGCGGCCGGACGCUUCGGCGCAGGGGGCGGCGCGGCGGGCGCGGUGCUGGGCAUCGACAACGUGUGCGAGCUGGCAGCGCGGCUGCUCUUCAGCACCGUGGAGUGGGCGCGCCACGCGCCCUUUUUCCCCGAGCUGCCGGUGGCCGACCAGGUGGCGCUGCUGCGCCUGAGCUGGAGUGAGCUCUUCGUGCUGAACGCGGCGCAGGCGGCGCUGCCCCUGCACACGGCGCCGCUACUGGCCGCCGCCGGUCUCCACGCCGCGCCCAUGGCCGCCGAGCGCGCCGUGGCCUUCAUGGACCAGGUGCGCGCCUUCCAGGAGCAGGUGGACAAGCUGGGCCGCCUGCAGGUCGACUCUGCUGAGUACGGCUGCCUCAAGGCCAUCGCGCUCUUCACGCCCGACGCCUGUGGCCUCUCAGACCCAGCCCACGUGGAGAGCCUGCAGGAGAAGGCACAGGUGGCCCUCACCGAGUAUGUGCGGGCGCAGUACCCGUCCCAGCCCCAGCGCUUUGGGCGCCUGCUGCUGCGGCUCCCUGCUCUGCGCGCGGUCCCUGCCUCCCUCAUCUCCCAGCUGUUCUUCAUGCGCUUGGUGGGGAAGACACCCAUUGAGACACUGAUCAGAGACAUGCUGCUGUCGGGGAGUACCUUCAACUGGCCCUACGGCUCGGGCCAGUGACCAUGACGGGGCCACGUGUGCUGUGGCCAGGCCUGCAGACAGACCUCAAGGGACAGGGAAUGCUGAGGCCUCGAGGGGCCUCCCGGGGCCCAGGACUCUGGCUUCUCUCCUCAGACUUCUAUUUUUUAAAGACUGUGAAAUGUUUGUCUUUUCUGUUUUUUAAAUGAUCAUGAAACCAAAAAGAGACUGAUCAUCCAGGCCUCAGCCUCAUUCUCCCCAGGACUGCUGGCCAGGAUGGAGGGUCCAAUCCUAGGACAGCCUUGUCCCUCAGCACCCCAAGCAUGAACUUGUGGGAUGGUGGGGUUGGCUUCCCUGGCAUGAUGGACAAAGGCCUGGCGUCGGCCAGAGGGGCUGCUCCAGUGGGCAGGGGUAGCUAGCGUGUGCCAGGCAGAUCCUCUGGACACGUAACCUAUGUCAGACACUACAUGAUGACUCAAGGCCAAUAAUAAAGACAUUUCCUACCUGCACA